UCGCUUCCGGGUUACCGCGCAGGCGCAGAGAACGCGUGGCGCCGAGCGAGGCGGAGGCGCGCGGUUUGUGGGUCUCCGCGCACGGGUGCGGGGCGCGGAGCCGGGUCGCUGCGGCGCGGGCGUCAUGUCAGACAACGAGGACAAUUUUGAUGGCGACGACUUUGAUGAUGUGGAGGAGGAUGAAGGACUAGAUGACUUGGAGAAUGCUGAGGAGGAGGGCCAGGAGAACGUUGAGAUCCUCCCCUCUGGAGAGCGACCGCAGGCCAACCAGAAGCGGAUCACCACACCAUAUAUGACCAAGUAUGAGCGAGCCCGCGUGCUGGGCACCCGAGCCCUCCAGAUCGCGAUGUGUGCCCCCGUGAUGGUGGAGCUGGAGGGGGAGACAGAUCCCCUGCUUAUCGCCAUGAAAGAGCUCAAACAGUCUGCCCCUCCUGCUGCAGAGCUGGGGUCUCCAGCCCUCAUGUGCAUGUGCCUUCUCCCCGCCACAGGGCCCGAAAGAUCCCCAUCAUCAUUCGGCGCUACCUGCCUGACGGGAGCUAUGAAGACUGGGGGGUAGACGAGCUCAUCAUCACGGACUGAGCUGGAGUCAUCUUCCCAGCUGCGCCUCACCCCAGCUCCUGUUCCCACAUCCUUUACACGUGUAAAUAAUAAACUCUCCAACCUUCCCA
Myotis brandtii (Brandt's bat) is the source of this 668-nucleotide messenger RNA. It is a transcript of the gene POLR2F, whose product is annotated as polymerase (RNA) II (DNA directed) polypeptide F. The transcript has 5 exons. Gene Ontology annotation, biological process: DNA-templated transcription. Gene Ontology annotation, molecular function: DNA-directed RNA polymerase activity; DNA binding. NCBI's taxonomy places the organism in Eukaryota, Metazoa, Chordata, Mammalia, Chiroptera, Vespertilionidae. Gene Ontology annotation, cellular component: RNA polymerase I complex; RNA polymerase III complex; nucleus. The coding region runs from base 125 to 556 and encodes 143 amino acids. The record is from RefSeq and is a predicted model, not a curated record.